Messenger RNA from Mugil cephalus (flathead mullet), 4317 nucleotides. It is a transcript of the gene pacsin1b, whose product is annotated as protein kinase C and casein kinase substrate in neurons 1b. Gene Ontology annotation, biological process: plasma membrane tubulation; positive regulation of dendrite development; regulation of endocytosis. The transcript is spliced from 10 exons. Gene Ontology annotation, cellular component: endosome; plasma membrane; cytoplasm. Gene Ontology annotation, molecular function: phospholipid binding; protein binding. The record is from RefSeq and is a predicted model, not a curated record. The coding region runs from base 242 to 1567 and encodes 441 amino acids. Lineage: Eukaryota; Metazoa; Chordata; Actinopteri; Mugiliformes; Mugilidae.
UUGAUGCGGCUGGUCGUCGCUGCGGCGGAGUUGUGGUGGUGUGCUUUCUGAUCCCUGUGCACUUGCUUUAGCUCGGGGAUGGGGGGGUCCAGACGCUCGUUCUUGUUUGUGAGGAUGUUGAUCUCAGACUUCAGGUUGUUCUGAUGAAGGAGGAGGAAACAACGAAUCAAAUCGUGCAUGAGGAGCUUUAUUCUGCCGCAGACCGCCACAAACCUGAAGCCACCCUGCCAAACCCGGGACCAUGUCUGGAAUCUACGACGAGUAUGUCAGCCAGGAGGAGACCACGGACAGUUUCUGGGAGAUUGGAAACUACAAACGCACAGUGAAGCGGAUUGAUGACGGUCAUCGGCUGUGCAGUGACCUGAUGAGCUGCAUCCAGGAGCGCGCCAAAAUCGAGAAAGCCUACUCACAGCAGCUGACCGAAUGGUCCAAGAGAUGGAGGCAGCUGAUCGACAAAGGGCCUCAGUACGGCACCGUGGAGCGAGCUUGGGUCGCGCUGAUGGCGGAGGCAGAGAAGGUGAGCGAUCUUCACCAUGACAUAAAGAACAACCUGAUGAACGAGGACUUUGAGAAGGUGAAGAACUGGCAGAAAGACGCCUACCACAAACAGAUGAUGGGAGGAUUCAAGGAAACCAAAGAGGCAGAUGAGGCCUUCAAGAAGGCCCAGAAACCCUGGGCCAAAAAGCUGAAAGAGCUCGAAGCUGCCAAAAAGGCGUACCACAUGGCCUGCAAAGAUGAGAAGAUUGCGUCGACCAGAGAGGCCAACAGUAAGGGCGAGUCGUCCGUGUCAGCUGACCAGCAGAAGAAGCUCCAGGAGAAGGCGGAGAAGUGCAAACAGGACUCACAGAGGGCAAAGGAGAGGUAUGAGAAGGCUCUGGAUGAGCUGACUAAGUUCACCCCUCUGUACAAGGAAGGCAUGGAGCAGGCGUUCGAGCAGUGCCAGGAGUUUGAGGAGAAGAGGCUGAGCUUCCACAAGGAGGUGCUGUUGGACGUCAAACACCACCUCAACCUCACAGAGAUCCAAAGUUUUUCUACAGUAUACAAAGAUCUUGAACGCACCAUCAUGUCGGCCAGCCCACAAGAAGAUCUGAAGUGGUUCAACAGCACCCAUGGCCCUGGCAUGAACAUGAACUGGCCACAGUUUGAGGAGUACAACCCAGACCUUACCCAUCACAUCUCUAAGAAGGAGAAGACAAAGAAAGGAAGUGACGGCAUCACACUGACUCAUGUCAUGCCUGCAGUAGAGAACGUUUCAGCUGGAGACAGAGAAAGUGUCAGCAGCUACGAGAAGAACCAGGCGUACACGGCCUCCACGGAGUGGUCGGACGAGGACCAGGCGGGCACCGACACCAAUGGAGGGUCAAACCCCUUUGACGAUGAAGAUGUGCCGGGUGUGAGGGUGAGAGCGCUGUACGACUACGAUGGACAGGAGCAGGACGAGCUCACCUUCAAAGCAGGUGAUGAGCUGACAAAGCUAGAGGAUGAGGAUGAGCAAGGCUGGUGCAAAGGCCGCCUCGACAGCGGCCAGCUGGGCCUUUACCCGGCCAAUUACGUGGAGCCCAUCUAGCAGUUCUACCGAUGAACUCUUCAACCUCGUCAGAGGUCGACCCCCCCUCCCCCCUCCCCAGACUGAUCCGUCCAGUCGUAACUGCACAUUGCCAGAGACUUCAAAGCAAAGCAUCCUCUCCCCCGUCGGGUUCAUCUCAGCACUCAUCAACGAGAAAAACUUUACUGAAACAAGAUCGGUUCAGGAUCGCAUUACCUCCAGAAACUGCAACAGAUGCAAAAAUAUUUUACCUUUUAGUGUGUAGCUGUGUUUGACGCUAACAUGCCAUACAGUAUCUUCUCUCGUCAUAUAUUUGGUAUGGUAUCGUUAGCUGUGCCUACUUGGCGAGAAUGAGCUGUGCAUUUCAUGUAUAUAUUUUAAGUUUUGUCCUGUUUUUUUUUUUUUUUGUUUUGUUUUGUUUUUUACGGCCUGGAUGCGUGUACAGUUUUGUUUCCUCACUAAAGAUACCGUUUUCAUUCUUGGGUUUUUACAUGUUCAGCCUUAACGGAGUUGUUUGACAUUUGGAAAGUACACAUUAAAUUUUAUCCUCGAUUAUCAGAUGAGAAGAUUUAUAUCCAUCUUGUGUCUGUAUGGAAAUAUGAACACUCGCGUCACCGAAGAGCCGUUUUUUAAGCUCGGCGUGUGUGUGUUCUGGUUGUUGCCAUCUUGGCAGCGGUUAUUCAAGUUUAGCCUAAAGCUGGAGCAAGCUGAGUCCAGACAGAGAGCUAGCAAUUUGGGAUGGCAGCCUGUCACUCAACGCAUCACAUGCUGGCCAUGAAACAGUUUAAACAAGUAGGAUGUAUAAACGUUCACCCCCUUCUUCACAGAUGAAGAAAAGCCAACAGAGGCUAAAACUAUCUUUGUACCAGGUUGUAAAUAUAUUUAUUUCUGAUGUAAAGUUUUAACAGUGUAAAAGCGUUUUAACAUUUAUGGGGAUUGACUCUCUUGUAGCCUGGAGGAACUGUAGUUGUGGUUAGCUUAGCUCAGUAUAACACGUGGAAAAGUUUGCUCUUGGAUUUGAAAUUUGAAGAAACAAAAUUAGUUUAUGACAUGGGCAGACGUGCAGCCUGGUUUAAACCUUAAGGAGUUGCAGCACAAACUCAGCCAUAAAACCUCAAUGCGACACAUUGGUUUGUGCAAAUUAAACAGGCUAGAUGUCAAAGAGCUGGACACAAGGACAAGCCAGCUGUCUCUUUGGGUCCUAUUUAUCAUUCAAACAUGAGAGUUGUGGCGAUCUUCUCAUCUAAUUCUCUGCAAGAAUGCAAAGCAGCAUUUCGCCCUCCCAGAUUGCUGAACUACUCCUUUUAACGCAUCAAGUUGCGUUUGUACCCCACUGUGCUCCGCAGCAUGUCACUGAAUUAGCAUUCUGAAACGAGAUAAAAGGCAGAACAGGCACGGUGGCACGGUGCAAGGAUUGUUUACAUUAACCUCAGCUGUCCGGCCUGUUUGCAACAAGGUGCCUGUAGGAGCCGCUCGGUUUCCUCCAUCCCUGCGUUUGACGCCAUGAACAAAACCUGCCUGGAAAUAUAAGCCCGUAGCCGUUUUGUGUCAAGAUUACGUUCGCGCCCAUGGUUUUCAUUUAUUUAUUUGGUUCCACGUGAACGUAAUGAGACUUGUUUGCGCUGAAUGUCAGCUGUUAUCUCUAUGUGCAUGCUGAUGCUCCCACACACUGAUCCACGCAUGCAUUUGAUCCGUUUCCUCCAAAUCCAUUGACUCGCUCUCUAACUAAAACUCCUACUCAGUAUCAAAAAAAAAGCAGGCUAUAGCAAAUAUUUAAAUAUUAGGAGUGCAUUUUGCACUCUGUAUGAGGUUGGUUUGUUACCGCUGGUGGCCACCCAUGCUGGUGAACGCCGCUCCUUUAGCAGGGAGACAGGCAGGUGUUCUCUUACUGAUGCAAACAGAGAAAGCUGCAACAAGAAAAGCAGGAAGAUGAUCCUCAUGUGAAAUAUUGAUGAGGCACCUCUCUUGCUGUGGCGUUUUUAUUUAUUUAUUUUUUUUCUAAGUGUAUCACGAAGUGUUGCUCCUGUUAACACUGGAUGCAGAACAGAAAGGUGAAACCUGCUCUGCCUUUGCAUAAUCCACCACCCUGCCUCUUCAGAGACUCUCAGCCACCAUCUUUGACAAGGCGAGAAGAGAAGACGAAGCUUUCCUCCACAGAUUCUGACUCCAACUCAUCCGGAUCAGUUUACACCGACACGACACGCAGGCCCUCUUUUGACUGACUGGAGAUGAUAUAAGAUUUCAGCAUCUUAACUGUCUUUGGGGACCGUUAACAGGUGCAAUGUAAAAGUGCGGCAUCCACUGUGAAACUCCUGAAGGGCGGGGAAUCGUAUUUAAAAGAGAAAAAAAAGCGCUCCUUUCUUUUCUGUCUCCUGUCUUAUCACUGUAAACUUUUGUCCGACAACAAAACUUUUAAAGAACUUGUCUCCUCUUCUUUCUUUUUCUUCCUACUUUCUUCCUUUCUUUUUCUGCUUAGCAUAGUGUUGUGAUUUCCAAACUGUAGUGCCUGUUCAUCUGCAGAAGCAAAAAUAAAAGAUGUCAUUAGAAGUCUAGGUCAUUUUAAACAUGGACUUGGUUUUAAGGUUGUGUGGCAAACAGCGUUCAUGACGUGGGAGAAGUAAAAGGCAGCGAAAAUAUUAUAAGAGGCAAUAAUGUGAUGGAUAAACAGCCCCUUCGUGUAAUAAUGUGUUAUAUUUUACUGUUGUAGUUUAUCGUUCAGUGAAUUUUAUUUCGUACACAGUAGGAAAAUAAAGUAGCAUUUGAACAACUCA